Molecule: messenger RNA, 3031 nt
Organism: Paramuricea clavata
Lineage: Eukaryota; Metazoa; Cnidaria; Anthozoa; Malacalcyonacea; Plexauridae
Source: the annotation of a GenBank genome assembly
AUUUAGAAUAUCUUAUUCAGUCUGGCAUGUUAAACUGAGCACAUGAUCUUAAAAGGACAAGAAGGAAAUUAUGAUAUUAAAGUCACAUUUGCGAUAUUGGAUAUUUACUAUAGCCAAACACUUGCAGGUAAAUGUAUGCAAGGAAAUCUUAAUUGUGCAUUUUCGAACGAGUCGUGCCGUUAGUUUCCUUUUUACAAAAUGAUUCAAAUUGUGUUGUUCCUGGACACCUAUUCAUUGAAAUAUAAUAAUUAAUUGUAAGUGCACUACGAUAAUAUAUCCCCUUUAAUAAAUUGAUAGUAAAUCGGUUAAAAUUACCUUGUUAAAUUUUUUGCUAAAGUGUGUACUUUUAGGCCGACCGGUUAGGGCAAGAGGCUAGUUUCUACUGAAUGUGUGCUUUCCCAUAUCUUUUAGGAAUCUGGACAAACAGAUGCUACUCGAAACUUGCGUUAGCCGUACGUACCUGCAUUCCGUAUUAUAUGGACACAAAGCUGCCUGACAGGUAUAUUACUGUAUUUGUAAGCUAGAUUUAAAUUGAAUAUGAAGCGAAUUUUUUGUUAUAUAUUUAUUUUCUAUUUAUUUAUUAGCUUCACCAGUUACAUUACAAUAUAUGCAAAUUAAACUUGCCUACAAUAUCUUUGGUAGGAUAGCCGUAACAGCGAUUAGCCAAUCACUGCGAGGUAAUACCUCCCUAUGGAAAGCCCGAAUUGUAAUUAAACGAAUAUUAAGAGAAUUAAAGUCGUUAUUAUCGGGUGUCAGGGGAAGAGGUGCACGUGAAAUGGUGCUUGACAUGGUAUUGAGACUUAGGUGCCGAAAUGGGGGUGGCAGAAUCUAUAAAAUCACAAGUUUUGCAUUUGGCAAUCCUGUGACAGGAAGCUAUGAACUAUAUGGUUUCACGGAUAUUUUUUGCUGUGUGGAAAAGAAACUAAGGGGUUAUUGGAGAAAAUGGAAUAUGUUUCGGGGCCUUUUUUUCAAAAUAUGGAAAUUCUAUCCUAAUGACACCCCUAACUUUGAAAUUGAAAGGAUGAUAAGUUAAUACUAAGGGGAUUUUUUGUUACCUGUAACAUUGGAUACAGAGUCUGUAAGGGUCUCAGAUCGGGGAAUUUGGGAGCCAUUCGAAAAGGUGUCUAAUAGAGAGGCGGGAUAGCCACGUCUGAUAGCCACGUCUAAUAGCCACGUCUAAUAGCCACGUCUAAUAGCCACGUCUAAUAGCCACGUUUAAUAGCCACGUCUAAUAGCCACGUCUAAUAACCACGUCUAAUAGUCACGUCUAAUAGCUACGUCUAAUAGCCACGUCUAAUAGCUACGUCUAAUAGCCACGUCUAAAAGUGUCUAAUAGAGAGAUGGGAUAGCCACGUUGGGCAAUAAAGUGUCUCACUUCCAGACGUUUGGUUUCGAAGUCCUCCUUUUCACUUAAUUUCCAUCCUCAUAUGGGGGAAACUGGAAGACCUUUGAGGACAAGGUAUGGUGAGCAUCGGUUGGCAACGAUGCUAACUAACCUGUUAGAUUACAUCGAUAUCGAAGGGACUAAAAUAUCACAUACUCAUAUUCACUUGAGUACAUUACACCAACACAGAGAAAAUUCACGAUUACUAUCAGUUCCAAAAUAUCACAUACUCGAACCGACCUGACCGCGUAGCUCAGUUGGCAGAGCAUUGGGCUAGUAUUCCGGGGGUCGUGGGUUCGGUUCGGUGUGGAUAUACACUCAGAGUAACAUCACAAGCAUCAUAUUCACGUGAUCAUGAGUACAUUACACCAACACAGAAAAAUAUUUGUAUUAAUAUAUUCUGUAAUGUGAUUUAAUUUUUUUGUUUACAGCUUUUUCAAGUCAGGUUGUCCACGAGCAAAGCGGAAAAGUCGAAUACGAGCGCGAGAGGCUGCUCGGAAUCGCUUUGAAAAUUUAUUAAUUUGUUAGCGAUUCCCAGCAGCCUUUCACGCUCGUAUUCGACUUUUCCGCUUUGCUCGUGGGCAACCUUAAUUGAAAUAGCUGUAUACUUUGUUUUGACUAAAUCCAUCUGAUUGGUUUAUUUUUCGUCACGUAAUGCUUUUAUAUUCGUAAUAUAAAAGCUCAUGUAAUUUUCCUGAUCCCCCACUAGUAGCUUCAGACGAAGCCCUCGCUCGAAACGUAGCUUGGCGUGGCAGGGUCUCUGGGUUUGGGGGAGGCGACGAAAAAUGGGAAGAAAAAACAAUUGGGGGGAGGGCGCGAGAGGGAGAGCCUGCCGUAAUGCCCCGGUAUUUUUCAUGUUUUACGGCCGUGAGAGGCUGUAGAAUCCUAUUGGCUUAUUGGUGUAAUAUAUGCAAAUUUAUUUCACCGGAAGUAUUUUGAGUAGUUGAAAAAUAAUUUUAGAAAUGGCGUCUCUUGUACAGGUCAGUAUCCAAAAUAAGGGCAAUCGAUCCUUAUCUUAAGAAAGAGCAAGAACAAGCUGUAGAAAAACUCUUACUUGGUGAAGAUGUCCUCGCUAUUUUACCUACAGGUUUUGGCAAAAGUAGAAUAUUCCAAGCAUAUUCGCGUGUGAAAGAUAACGAAAUGAAUGGUUGGUCGGUUGUUCUCGUCAUUGCCCCUCUAUCAAGCAUUAUUGAUGACCAGAUAACUGCUUUAAUGUCUUCUGGUUACCCUGCAGCCGACGUGAAAUUUUUACAACAUGAAGACAUGGAAAGAUGCGAUUUUAAAGUACUGUUUAGUUCAGCAGAAAACGUGUUAACAACGAAAUUUCAAGACCACCUUCUCCAUCGUCAAUCAGAGCUUCAUAAGCGAGUCUGUUGCAUUGUGGUGGAUGAAGCACGCACAGUAGAAACUUGGACUGGAAAAAGGUGAGCAUAAAUAUAAUUCCAACGGCAACACUGUGUGACAACGUCGUAUAUUUGAGUGAAUCAGUGAAUGAAGCGAUUUAAUAUACAAUCUAAGAAUUUAUACUCAUGCAUUCUCAUACUUCAUUUUUAAGGAAGAAACGUAUGAAUUCAAGAAGAAAACCAGACGAUAUAUUUAGAUGUGCGUUUGGAAAGUUGGCUACCUUUCGUUCUUUCUGCAGAGAAG